Molecule: messenger RNA, 2518 nt
Organism: Helicoverpa armigera (cotton bollworm)
Lineage: Eukaryota; Metazoa; Arthropoda; Insecta; Lepidoptera; Noctuidae
Gene: arg
Product: arginase, hepatic
Exons: 7
Coding region: 1211-2194 (327 amino acids)
Cellular component (GO): cytoplasm; cytosol; nucleus
Molecular function (GO): manganese ion binding; arginase activity
Source: RefSeq, a predicted model, not a curated record
UCAAAAAUGUCUGUCAUCUGCCAGACAUUUAGUAUGGUUGUUUUGAGAAAUGUUUUUCUUCAAUUAGUUUAAAUACAAUUAUCAAAUGCUAGUUCUGACAUGGCGACUUAUUACCAAAGUCCUGAUAGUUAUAGUUUUUGCAUGUCGGGUGUUUUCGCUCAGGAGCACGCCCACUUCGAAUCCCGAAGACUGGAAGGUAAUAGAGUCACUGGCAGAAGAGUAUCCAUAUGUGGUCGGCCUUUUAAAUGGCAUGAAAGAUUACAUCUGCACGGGUAGUAUCAUCAGCAAGCAAUCGAUUUUGACGUCGGGCAGCUGCGUCACCUACGAUCCCAAAUAUGCUCUGAUUAGUGCUGCCAUGUACAACAAACACGUUAACAACGGCACUGUGUUCGAAGUAGCUUACACCAAACUCCACGCAGACUACAUAUUUGAUCUAAAAACUUCGGAUCCCAAUGUCACUCGCAUGCAUAGCAAUAUUGGUCUGGUAUUUGUGACGCGCCCCGUCUUGGAAGUUUUUAUUAAUUCGGCUGACAUUGGCAACUAUUACGCAUCGGAGUUAAAGGAGAAAAAACUAAUAGCCGUUGGCUUUGGAAGACUCAAUACGGCAGAUACGGUAGCACUUCAGCAUCAAGCUUACCAUCAAACCCCAUGUACGAACCCGAAAUGGUACUACUGCGUGUGUGGCAUCGAGUACUCGUCCUACACGAAGACGUACAACUUUGAGUUCGGCACCGGAGCGCCAGUCUUGUAUGGCGCUGAACUAGUUGGCAUUACUGCAACUCCUUGUGGAACUCUAACUAUGAAAAACUUGGGAAUCAAAUAUAAUAUAUUUACCGUCAUAGGACCUUAUCUGCCGUGGAUAGAUAAAUCACAAAUAAACACAGUAAAUAAACAUAAAUUAAAAAGUACUACUGGCGGCACCAGCUUGAAACAAAGUCAAUUAUUCAAACCUUUUUGUAUAUUAUUAGUGAUUAGUAAAGCACUUGCAUAAAGUUAUUACUGGUUUUCCUAUUUAUCGAACCUUAGGACUAAAAUAGGUUCAUUAACUCGUGAUAGACCCAUUGACUCGCUAAUAUUCAAUCGGAAAUUAGCAUGUAUUACGAUCUAACACUAGCAGGGAUCGUAAACAUUUGAUGACGAAUAAAAAAGAAGUCAACACUCGUGAGUAACUCAAUCAUCGUCUGAGUGUGAUCCUGUGUUAGUGCGAAAUAUGAGUCAAGCGAAGAAAUGGGAGCCGUUAAAGAAGGUGGGGAUCAUCGGCGUGCCUUUCGAGAAAGGACAGAAGAAAUAUGGUGUGAGCGUGGCUCCGGCCGCUCUCCGGUACGCCGGCCUAAUAGAGCAACUGUGUGAAAUUGACGGCCUCGACGUGAAAGAUUAUGGUGACAUCGAGACGCCCGGCAUAGAAGAGGUGACGAUGGAAAACAUGGCACACUUGGCUCUGGUGUCAGCCUGCAACAAGAAGCUGUCUAAGCGUGUCUCGGAAGUCAUCAAUGAUGGCCGAGUUGCCGUCACUAUAGGGGGAGAUCACUCCAUUGGCGUCGGCACAGUGGAUGGCCACUACCAGGUCAACAAUGAUAUGAUCCUCAUUUGGGUGGACGCCCAUGCAGAUAUCAACACCAACAAAACGUCAGACUCUGGUUCAGUACACGGCAUGCCAGUUGCUCUGUUAGUUAAGGAAUUCUCUCAUUAUUGGCCCUACUUACCCACGAUGGACUGGCAAGAACCUUUAUUCUCCAUAAACAGUUUAGGAUACAUUGGUCUGCGGUCCGUUGAUCACUACGAACGACUGGCUAUAGAGAAAUACAAUGUGCCCGCGUUUGCUAUGGAGGAUGUUGAGGAGCAUGGAAUCAAGAAGUCAAUUGAACACGUUCUAAAGAGGUUGGACCCUGAAGGCCGCAGACCUAUCCACGUCAGCUUCGACAUCGACUCUUUGGACGCUUUAGAAGCUCCCAGCACUGGCACACCAGUUCGAGGUGGACUGUCCCUUCGGGAAGCUAUCAGUCUGAUGGAAAUAGUGUACGCGACUGGUCGCCUGAGAGCCGUGGAUCUGGUGGAGAUUAACCCUGCAGUUGGUAACGAGAAUGACCGGAAGCAGACCAUCGAGGCAGGAAUGUGUGUUCUGAAGGCAGCUCUUGGAUUUUCUAGGCGAGGCACCGCGCCUCGUGGAGUAUUGGACCUACCAAUUCAGGACUGAAUACUGAAAUCGACUGAUUAGUACGUAUAAAUAAGUCCAACAUAGAACACUAUUCUAACUUAUAUACCAUAUUUAUAACUAUUUACAUAUUUACUAAUGCUCACCUUUUAUAGUAUUUUAAUUAGUUAUCUAUUUAAUUAGGUACCAAUGUACAGAAUCUUCAUCUGGUUAACUUACCUAACAUGAAAAUUUAAUAUUUUGUGGUUACUUUAAUUGGUACCUAGCUUAGGUAUUUGAAGCAUUUACCUAUUCGACGCAAAAAUUGAGCCAAACACUACCUAAUAAUUAACCUAUUUAUGAGAGUUUGAAGGACAUAGAUAAUAC